This is a messenger RNA of Vittaforma corneae ATCC 50505, 669 nucleotides long. RefSeq lists its product as uncharacterized. The coding region runs from base 1 to 669 and encodes 222 amino acids. The record is from RefSeq and is a predicted model, not a curated record. NCBI's taxonomy places the organism in Eukaryota, Fungi, Microsporidia, Nosematidae. The transcript has a single exon.
AUGAAAUUUGCUUUUUCCAAAACGCAUUUACUGUUUGCAUGUGCCAUAUUUCUACUUCUUGCAUUAUUAGUCUACAUUGCCAUGAGAUUUCGACUCUUUAGCAAAAUUGAAGUAAAGGAAAUGGCCUUGGGCUCUGGCAUCCUUGUCUUUACUCCUUACCGAGGGAGCUAUUCGAAUGUCUCCGAAAAAUUUGCACAGGCUAUGAAGGAUUUCUCGGAGUUCUUUGGUAAAGAUGUACGGUAUUUUGGUAUCUACUACGAUAACCCCAGCCAGUUGGUUGAUCCAAAUGAAGGCAGGGCCAUCAUCGGUGCGUGUUUUGAUGAAACCAGAAAUCUGGAAAGCUUUAUUAAUAAGCAUAAGAACUAUCGAACUGUCGAAUUUAAGAACCUCAAAGGAUUCGGAGCCACAUUUCCUCUUUAUAACAACUUUGAUUUACUUGUGGCCGUUGUUAGGGGAUAUCCUGCCAUAAGGGCAUAUGGAAUCGAAAAGAAGCUGAUGGACAGAUGUCUCUGUUCCGUUGAAUUUUAUGAUAAUUCAAGGGGCACACUUACUAUCGCCUUUCCUUAUCAUGAAAAUAAUGAAUCGAUCCUUUAUCAGACAGGAUAUCCCGUGCCUGUAAUAAAAGAUGAUCAAAGUGUAAAGAGGAGUGUACUUAAGAAAGAUGAGUAG